Molecule: messenger RNA, 711 nt
Organism: Entamoeba invadens IP1
Lineage: Eukaryota; Evosea; Mastigamoebida; Endamoebidae
Exons: 1
Source: RefSeq, a predicted model, not a curated record
AUGGCUUGUCGCAAGACAAUAUCAAUGCUGGUCGAAACGCCGAACAAAAAUCCGCGAACCCAGAAAAACGACAUCGAAAUCAGGGAAGACAUUGCCCGUGGGAAAUUUGGAUGUGUUGCCAUCGCUGAACUCAAGGAUAAGUCGUACGACAUACCAAAACAGAAACUACGCCCGUCAAUGGCACCGUUUAAACCCAUCGAACCACCAAGCAGAAUGGCCACACAAGUGUUAACAAGACCAUCUGUUAAACCACUUAACACUGUAUUCAAAGUUCCACUGUCGAAAACGACUUCGACUCUCAUGGAAAGGGGCUAUAUAUUGCGGCGGAGUGGGGUGUAUGCAAGGGCGUCGAUAUCGAGAAACCCAAGUAAAGUGGCUUUGAAGCAACAAGUAGUGAGGAAACCAAAUGACAAGAACGACUCGGCGUACACGGAGUGCAGAGUGUUUAAGGCUCUUUCGGAGUUGAUGAACUUGAGGUACACAAACAACUUCAUUUAUAUGUACGACUGGUUCAAAAGUUACUUUGACGAAGACGAAACGACACAAAUGUUCAACAUUGAGAUGGAGUUGGGAGAAACCACUUUGGCGGAGUGGAAGAAGAAAACAAAAAAUGAGCCUGUCAGUUAUGACGUCGUCAAAGAAAUCUUUUUCAGGUCACUUGGGCUCUCCUGUUGCGCAAAAAGAAAUCCAGUUCAUGCACACAGAGGGUAC